CACUGCAGUCGAAUUUAGUCGUCUGCACUGAGACCCAUGUAUCAGUAGUUAUCACAAUUUGUUUAUUCUGGUAAUUCUAUUUAGAGCAAUGAAGCAGUGAGAAGUGUGUUGGGCGCUCUGAAAGCUCGAAGAUAAGUUUACAUUCCAAUGAUCAGCUGAUUGGUAACAAAAAUCGAAUAUUUUAUUUUUGUCGUAAUUUGAAUACAAGUGUCAAUUUUCUUUUUCAAAUCCUUACAGUUACAACUGUCAAAUCUCCAAAACAAGCUUGUCUUAAUGAUGGCAGAAGUGAAAAGCAAAACUGCUGCAGAACCAAAGACCGAUUUUAAGUGCAAAAUUUGUCAAAUGACAUUUUCCGAUAUUUAUGCUUACACAGAUCAUCUAGAAAGUAAACAACAUGUAAAAGGUAUCAUGAAGCAAAAGUAUGGUCAAAAAUAUUUAGAAGCGAAAGAAAUGCUCGAAGAGAAACACUCUAAGAAUAAUAUCGAAUCUAGUGAAAAUGGCAGCAUUGAAGAAAAGACAAAUACACAUGAAAGUGAAAAAGAUGACGAUAGUGAUACUGAUGAAGAUGACGUUUACACAUGCGAUGUGUGUGAAAAAAUUUGCACUGGUUUAAUUAACUACAAACUUCAUUUAUCAGGAAACAAACAUUUAAAAAAGUUGAAACAAAUUAAAACUAUGAAAGAACUGAAAGAGAAACAAAUGAUUCCUAAUGGCUAUAAAGCACCAGAUACAGAUUUGCUCAGUCAAAUUAUGUCUAAAAAUGUGUAUGCUUCAUCAGAUCUCAUGUGCGAAAUAUGUAAUGUUAAGUGUACUGGGCCUGAAGUGUUUAAACAGCAUUGCAAAGGGGAAGCUCACAAAAAGAAAGAAGUUAAGCUCCGUUUAAAAAAAGAAAUGGAAGCUGACGGGAUGCCUGCGAACACGUCAAGAGAAGAUUUUGAAGACACGUAUAGCUGCGAUGUGUGCAGUAAAGCUUUUACUGGUAUUUUACCGUACAAACAACAUUUAGAAAGCACCACUCAUCUUAAACAAAAGCGCAAAAACCAAAGUCUUGAAAAGGUAAAGGAUCUUUGUAUUACGUCGUCUAGUAAUGCUAAAUUGCGUUGUAAAGAAUGUAAUAAAACUUUUACUGGACCUGCUCCUUUUGAAGACCAUCUGAAAAGUUCUUCACAUGGGAAACUGAAAAAGAAGAAGAACUUAUACGAGGAACUUGAAAAAAAUUACCCCGAGAUGUUGAAAACUUCAAUUCGAGAUGAUAGUGAAAGUGAAGAUAGUGAUGGUGAAAUAGUAAAGCCGGCAUGUGGUAUUUGCAAUAUGAUAUUCAGUGGUCCUGAAGUAGCUUUGGAGCAUUUUUCGAGUGAGAAACAUACAAAAGCUCUGAAGAAGAAGAAAAGAAUUGAUAAAAAUAAGCGUGAUAAAAAAGCACAGAAUAGUGUAAAAGAAACUUCUGUAAGGGAAAAUAAAGAGAAGCUAAAAAGAAGAAAUGUUAAUGAAGAAGAAUGUAGUUCCGAUGACAGUUUUGAAAGAAUAUCUCCGUGAAGUAUUGAUGGUUGGUAAUUACACGCUGGAUGCUUUUCCUCUAAUUGUGUUCAAAGAAAACUACAAAUACUAUUAAAGGAAUUUUCUAUGGACUUUUUAAUAUGUAUUGAAUGCAAUGUAUUGGUUUGUGCGGAAAGUAAUUUCGCUUUUUUUCUUCACUUUUCGCUUUUUUUUCUUCUAGUAAAUAAAUAUUUUUUUGAAUUAUAUGUAGCUAAUUUGGAUCCAAUACCUUCUGCCAUCUUUCUGGUAGUAGCAUGACUCCACAUUUUUACACUCAUUUUUUUUUCUUUUUUGUUGGAAAAAAACUUAUUUCGUGAUUUUUCUACUUCCUUAUUUGAAAUAAAGAUUUUACAGUCUAAACAUUUUUGCAGAGACUAGAACAAAGAUUGUAGACAGCCCAUUUCUCAUUCCCAGUGAUAUUGAGCUUAAAAAGGUUAUUUUCUUGACGUUUGAGAAGCAAAUCACAGACGUCAACGCUAUGGCACUAAUUUCUUUCUUUAAGAAAAAGAACAAACCAUGACGAGCUAUUAGAUAAAACCUAAGCGUUUCAAAUGGUCAUGAACGGUUAAAUUCGAUACAUUUAAUUUUUCUUUGAUCUGAAGGGUAAUUUACCGGUUUGUACCAACUAAUGCUUUUAUUGCUCGUUUACCAGCUUUAACUCGCCUUCCAAAAUGUGAUGCAUCUUCAACAUCAAAAUUGUCAGAUCGACAUUUUGCAAAGCGAUUUUGGCACUGGCGUAUUGCCAAUACAUCUUCUCCAUAAACAUCGGAUUUUUUACCAUUUUCAUAUUCCAUAUUUGAAAGGGCACUAACUUAAAACUAAAGAACUUUUUCACAAGCAAGCUACAUCAGCUGUAAAAGUAUAUAAUGAUUAUGCGGAUGAAGUGUGAAAUUGGCUGUAAAAAAGUACAAUUGAAUCCUUUUCACAAAAAAACGAAAUUUCUUUCCAAACAACCCAAUACGAAAUAUUAUAGUGUCAAUUAAGAGUUUAGAGUCAUAAAUGUAUAUUUGGCUCACAUGUGUUUAUCUCAUGUUUUUGUUCUGAUGCAAAUGACGUCUUUUCAUUAUGAUUUUUUAUAAUGCUUAUUAUGUAUAACCUUCAUGUUAAUCUUGUAAAAUUGUAAACUGUUAUCAUCUUAAUAAAUAUUUUCACUAGAAA
Parasteatoda tepidariorum (common house spider) is the source of this 2694-nucleotide messenger RNA. RefSeq lists its product as uncharacterized. NCBI's taxonomy places the organism in Eukaryota, Metazoa, Arthropoda, Arachnida, Araneae, Theridiidae. Gene Ontology annotation, molecular function: zinc ion binding; nucleic acid binding. The record is from RefSeq and is a predicted model, not a curated record.